UGGGAAAAAGUCAUUAAACCAAUAAAAUAUUAUAAUUUCGAUAUUCUCCUUUGGUAUGGAGUAUUUACUUCAGCUCACAGCUCAUUAUUCACCUGCUCAAACUUCAACUUCACCUUCACGCAAACCGGAUCUUAGAUUUCUUCUCCGACGAUGACUCGAGGUAACCAGAGGGAGAAGGAUCGCGAAAGAGCUAAUGCUCGUGGUGGCGCCAAAGGGAAGAACAAAGACGAUGGGUUGACUCCUGAACAACGUCGUGAAAGGGAUGGAAAAGCACUUCAAGAGAAGGCUGCUAAGAAAGCAGAAAAGGCUGCAGGGAGUGGUGAUGCUGGUAAAUCCACCAAGAAAUAACACAAUUUCUUGAUGAACUUAUCUUCAUUCUGUGAUUUGAUUAUAAUAGAUAAAUUCAAGUUUUACAUUGCUUGAGAUUAUGAAAAGAUUUAUAUUUAUAAAGAUAUUGUAAGUUUGUAACAUUUGGCUUGUAUUUUAAUUGUUACAUUUAUCAAGAAAUAAUCCAUUAGUUUUC
Messenger RNA from Lactuca sativa (garden lettuce), 523 nucleotides. RefSeq lists its product as uncharacterized. The record is from RefSeq and is a predicted model, not a curated record. Lineage: Eukaryota; Viridiplantae; Streptophyta; Magnoliopsida; Asterales; Asteraceae.